Messenger RNA from Gongylonema pulchrum, 600 nucleotides. Lineage: Eukaryota; Metazoa; Nematoda; Chromadorea; Rhabditida; Gongylonematidae. The record is from the annotation of a GenBank genome assembly.
AUGCGUCAUCAUCCACACAAAUUGAUCGAGGGUGCCUUGAUUGCCGGAUAUGCGAUGGGUGCACGUGCUGCCUACAUCUACAUACGUGGAGAAUUCUACAACGAAGCAUGUAUCCUGCAAGAAGCAAUACAUGAAGCUUAUAAGGCACUAAUCGAAUCAAUGGAAGGCAAACAGGGCAAGCCACGUCUGAAGCCGCCUUUCCCGGCCGAUAUUGGCCUGUUCGGAUGUCCGACCACGGCGCUAAUCGAAUCAAUGGAAGGCAAACAGGGCAAGCCACGUCUGAAGCCGCCUUUCCCAGCCGAUAUUGGCCUGUUCGGAUGUCCGACCACUGUGAAUAAUGUGGAAACAAUUGCAUCGGCACCGGCAAUAUGCAAACGUGGUGCCGCAUGGUUCGCUUCUUUUGGACGUGAACGAAAUCAUGGAACCAAGCUUUAUUGCAUCUCGGGACAUGUUGUGAAUCCAUGCACCGUGGAGGAAGAAAUGUCAGUCCCGUUGAAAGAGCUCAUCGAACGCCAUUGUGGGGGUGUUAUUGGCGGUUGGGACAACCUGUUGGCUAUCAUACCGGGCGGCUCCUCAGUUCCACUGAUCCCAAAAGAGUGA